This is a messenger RNA of Amyelois transitella, 6211 nucleotides long. Its product is annotated as protein prune homolog 2. The transcript has 10 exons. Lineage: Eukaryota; Metazoa; Arthropoda; Insecta; Lepidoptera; Pyralidae. Gene Ontology annotation, cellular component: cytoplasm. The record is from RefSeq and is a predicted model, not a curated record. The coding region runs from base 121 to 1812 and encodes 563 amino acids.
CGAAUUGUCAUUUUAUUCAAUACACAGCAAAGCUUAGUCGCUUUCUAAAAAUUAAUAAAUUUUUAGUUAUUUGUGUUCAAUUCGUUAAAUAUUAUUAGUAAGUGAAACAACCAGAAACAAAUGAGCAAUUUCAAAACGGCCCGCUUAACAGACGAAGAGGCCCUGACCUCCCCGUCGUCAGACGAGAAGAUGGACACCGGCUCGGACUCCUUCCGGUCCCAGGACACGCCCAAUUCAGUCCACUCCUCAGAUUUCGAAGAAUGCCAAGACAACGUGCUGAGACUCCAGAACCCGGAGGUUUUAAGACUCGCCGAUCCAGAAAACAACAAAAAAGAUGAUAGCUUAAUUACAAAAAUGUCCAAUUUGAACAUAGAUUCCCCUAGAAAUCUGGGUAUUAGCCCGCCUAGGUUUAGCUCAACUCUAACGCUAACAACUAACCAUCCUUUGAUGGGCCUGAACAGUCCAGAUUAUCCAGAUUUAAUACCGAAGAAGGUUCACAAAAUUGAUGAGGAAAAAGAUCUGAGUUUGUCCAGCAUUGAAGGCGAAAGACCAGCUGAAAGUAACGGCUUUUAUAGUACGCAAAAGAAUACUUCAAAAAAUAAUUUGUAUAUCAGUGAGAAUUAUGUCACAGCUGAUAGUCAAGUGAUGGAUACGUCUGAUGUCAAACGCGAUAGGAGGAAGAUUAGUAUAGAUGAUACGCCUCCGAAGAGAGUGAGAGAUGGUGCGGUGCUGAAGUAUAUUGAGAGGAAGAGAAGGGAGGGGGGGCAGAGUACGCCUAAAAGUGGGGCGGUGGAUGUUCCUGUGACAGAUGAGCUGCAUUCUAGGGUAGCGGAAUGGUGUGAGUCGCCCUCCCAUCUCCGGAUUUUGCCCAACUUCGAGCUGCCUAUAGAAAUGUCUAGCAGUCUAGGCGUUCACAACGAGCUAGACUCCCCAGACCUGAUAUCGUCGUCCACGCAGGAGGACAGGUCGGCGUAUCAGGCCCUGUUAGACCCGUACACCGGCAGCGUGGCGCUCCGCCCCAGGCCGCAGCGGAGCCCCGCCAACACCCGGCGGAAAAUACAACUGCCUCCUGAAGAAGACCAGUGCAGUUUGGACAGUGUCAGCGGCUGCUCGAUGGAUUCCGACGGGGAGGACCAGGGUGUGCAUGGUGAUCUGCCUCGGACCCAGCCCGGCGAUGUGGUCAGCGACGAUGAUGACACUAAGAGGUCCAAAUCUUCGAAUACCCUGAGCUCAUGCAGUGAGCCCAUACCUGAAUACUCUGCUGCGGAGGAGCUGACCAAUGAGAGGAGUUUCGUGACGGUGCCGAGAGGUGGCGCUCUGCACACUUGCGAUAUGAAGGUGAUAGAGCCGUACAAGCGCGUGAUAUCUCACGGCGGGUACGCGGGCCGCGCCGCCGUCAUCGUGUUCGGCGCGUGCCACCUGCCCGACAACGCCCGCACCGACUACAGAUACGUUAUGGACAAUCUGUUUCUCUACGUAAUCUGGACUCUGGAGCGCCUGGUGACAGACGAGUACAUCCUGGUGUACCUCCACGGCAGCGCCGGCAGCAGGAAGAUGCCCACCUUCCACUGGCUCCACGAGUGCUACAAGCUGGUGGAUAGGAGAUUGCGGAAAAGUCUAAAACACCUGUAUUUGGUACAUCCGACGUUUUGGCUGAAAUCUUUUGUGUUGUUGACCAAGCCGUUUGUAAGCUCAAAAUUCUUCCGCAAGCUGAGCUACGUACGUACACUUGAAGAAUUAUACACGCUGGUACCCGUCGAGCCCAACGCCAUACCGGACGUGGUGAAGCUGUUCGACGAGAAACGACGAUAGAUGGCGCUGUCAGGCGGAAGUUUGCGAUUUCCCGCCGUCAAAGAUGGCGGCGGUAAAGUUUACCGACGUAUUGUAGAGGUGGCGCGGCGCUGGUAGGUUGCAGAGUUUGUUGUUUUCACUUGAAAACGGAUGUAGUAAAAGUUUAUAGUGAUUCGUCGGUAUGUUAUAGUCGGUAAUGAUCCGGAGUUUACUUAAUUCACCGAGAGAUGGCGCUGUCCGUCGUCAGUUUAAAAAGCUGUUUGCUAGCGUCGAACACAGAUGGCGGUAGUAAUGACGCCGAUAUAUGAGAUAUUUACCAACGCUGAUAAGAGAUGGCGCCAGUGAAUACAGUUUAUGUUAAUAAGAGAUAGAUGGCGGUAACGGGUUGAGUUUAACACAAUCUUCGGUAGAUGGCGCUAUUAUUUUUGUAUUUGAUUGUCAAUAUGCGGCGAGGGUAUGACAAGUUCAACAGCCGACAUCACUGAAAUUAACUUGUAUGUUCCUUAAAAAGUGGGAAGGGUGCCCAAAAGAGAAAAUCCCGGAAUUCCCGCGGGAACACGAGAGAAUGGGGUUUCUUGUUCAACGCGUUAUCGAAAUUAUCAAUGGGGACUAAAUAUAUGUGGAAGUUUUGAAAAAGUCGUAAUAAGCUUUAAGUAUUCAACAAUAAUGUUCAAAAUAUCUGAAAAUGGCCCCCUUAAAUAAGCAUUUAAUGAAGCUUUAAAUCGUAAUUAGUAUAUUAAUUUGUGUAUUUUGAAUUCGCUAAAAUUAAUUGUGCAUCUCAUCUAGUGAAAUUAUAUAGUCUUAUCAUCGUAUCAGUAAUUUCAUAUCAUUGAAAGAAUCUCAGUAAUUAAAUGUUAAAAGUAUUAAUACGAAGAUAUUUUUGUCCGAGGAUUUAUAAGCAUGUUAUAUAACAUGAUUUUAUUGCGCAUGCGAGAAAAAAAAAACAAUAAAUAAUCAUAUUUUACAUUCAUUCUAAGUAUUACUGAAUCAUUUUAACAAAUAAAAAGAGUAAUAAUUAUUAAUAAUAACUUUAACUGUCAGCAAAUAUAAGUAAUAAAUAAUAGAUUAAAAAGCAUUUUAGACAAACGGUGCUAUUUUUAUGUUUCCGCUUACAAAAUACAAGAUUACUUCACACAUUUGCAUAUUUAAUAACACCCUGUGAUAGGCAUAACAUGAGCAAUACAAUGACACUAAUAUUAUUGUAGUUUUUACGCACCCUGUAUAUUACGUAGUAUAAGAACUUAUUGUAGCACGUACCAAAAUUGACAUUCAGACUUAUAUUAUUAAUGAGGAAGUGAGUUUGUUUGUUUGUUACCUCUGAACGCGUUAUCUACUGAAUUAAUCUUCGUGAAAUAUCACGUACAUAUAUAUAAUUGAGAGUCUGGAGAAGGACAUAGGGUACCUUUUAUCGCGGUAAAAACUAGUUCCCGUGGGCAAAGACAUACAAUCACAUCUAUUUCCCUUGCGGGGUAGACAGAACCAGUAGUCCUGAAAAGACUGAUGGUCCACGUUCAGCUGUUUAACAUAAUGAUUUGAAAUUUAAGAAUUAAUGUAGAAGAAUUGAGAUUCAAAUAGUGACAAGUUGCCAGCCCAUCACCUAACAGAGGUAUCCCAAGUUUAUAAGCCCAUCCCUUAGUUGCCAUUCCCGUGGGAAGUGCGAAAAACCUAUAUUCUUUUUGUAGAUGGCGCUAAAUUCGCGCGGGCGAAGAUAAGGGUAACAGCUGACAGGAUUAUAAUCUGUUAAAGCAUUUAUUGCGAUACAUUUUGUUUAAUUUCUCAUCGUGGAUACAAUGUUUUACAAAAUGUGGUAAAAAAUCACAAAAUGAUUGUAACUAAUACAGAUACCAAAACAUUCAAAAAACGGCAUUUUCUUCGUCAUUAAUUUACUAAGAAAGUUGCAAUAUUGAAUUCUGAUUUAAUAUAACUCUUAACUUUUUUUAAUACAACUUCCCUUUAUAUAGCAUUGGGACCAGUGGAUGUAUUGACGAAAGUUUUCAAGGCAAAUAUAUCUUGUAUCUCGUACUAACUUUGUGGUUUAGAAAGAGAGGGUAGCUAAAACAUAUAAACCUUGUUAAAUAUAUAUCUGGAUUAUAAAUACAUAUAUGUUGUAAUUUUGUAUAUAAAUAACUGAUUUGAAUGAUAUCAAAAAGAAUCUGAAAACGUCUCCCAUGAAAAUUGAACACUGCAUUUGGUCAUAAAUUUAAAUAAAUCCCAACAAUCACACUAAUAUUAUAAAUGCGAAAGUUUUUAAGGAUGUGUGUGUGUUUGUUACUUUUACACGCAAAAACUACUGAAUUGAAUUAUAGUGAAGAGUUGUUACAUUUAUAAUUUUGGCCUUUUUUUGGAUAUAAUGAUUUGUUUAAAAUAUAAAUGAGGUAGCAAUGCGCCGUUGAAAAAAAUGAAUAUGCUCUAAACCUGAAUUAACACAGGAUAAUCUUUACGCUGAAAUUCAGGACGGGAGACGGUGGAAAUGAUUUUUACUAUAUAAAAAAUGCAGACUGCACAUAGAUCAACUUAAAUGCCGGCAUUAUAUCGCAGUGGCUUUUAAUAACUUCAAUCUAUACUAAUAUUAUAAAGCUGAAGAGUUUGUUUGUUUGAACGCGCUAAUCUCAGCAACAAUUGGUCCGAAUUGAAAAAUUAUUUUUGCAUCGAAUAGACCAUUUAUCGAGGGAGGCUUUAGGCUAUAUAACAUCAUGCUGCAACUAUAAGGAGCAAAGAAAUAAUGAAAAAUGUGAAAAAAAAAACGGGGAAAAUUAUUCAUCCUUAAGGGCUGUAAUGAUGCCCAUAAUAACUUUUCCACGUGGACGAAGUCGCGGGCACAGCUAGUGUGUUAUAAAAUUAAUAUGGAAUGGAGAGAAUGAUGUAAAAUAGAGAUAAUUUGUGUUUCAUUUAAUUUACUGUAUUUUAUAAAUAAAGUUUAAUUUUAACUAUAUAAGUAAAAACAACGAAAUGUAUUUUCAAUGUAUAAUUUAAUCUAAGGCCAGUAUUACGUACCUUUAUAAGAAAAACAUUCCUAUUAUUGUUUUAACCGACUUCAAAAAAAGAGGAGGUUCUCAAAUGGACCGUCUUUCAUUAGAUAAUUAAGUAUAUUUUUUGCCAUAGUUUAAAACUUUUUUUUUAAAUAGUAAUUUUUUUUUAAUUGAGUAAUUUUGUUUGCUAUGUAUUUGUCUACUAUAAUUAUGACAUAUAAAAAAUAGUAUAUCUGCAGUAAAAGCUGGAUCUAUUUUAUAUUAUUUGAAUCUCAAUUGUAAUAAAAUGAUAUUUUUUGAAACCUUUAGGCAAAUAUGAAUAUUAUGUAAAAAAUUUAGACAAAUAUAAAUUUAAUCAGCACUAUAUUUACAUACUAGUUAAUAACAAUUUAUAAUUGGUAUUAAAAUUUUAAAUAAUAGUAACAUAAAAUUUAAACUUUACAUAUUUUUUCAGACCUAUCGAUGAUUUUCAUAAAAACUCAUGAGUUAUUAAUCAAUAUUUUGUUUAUUUUAUAGUUUUUGAGAACGUAAAUGAUAAAAAAAUAUCCUUGAUCAUAAACCCCCUUAUUUUUAGAACUUUUAAUAUAAAUAACUAUACAUUUACCUACACUGUAUAAGAUCCAUGUAAAUUCAGUACAAAUAUUUUAGGGAUCGAUUCAGUCAGGUAAACUGAAUUAAAUUCUAAAAAUAUAUCAAUUAUCCUCAUUUAUUUUUGCAAUGAGAUAAUAAAAUGCGUAACUGAAUUCAAUGUGAAACAAUCUCUAAAAAUAUAUUUGAAGUUUUAGAACACCACGCCAUAUUUUUUAAUUUAUAUGAAGUACAAGAUAAAGCUAUUGCACUUAAUAGCAACAUAUGUUUUUUUGUAUUGUUUAGUAUUUUUUUGUAUAUUAUAAUUUUAAAAAUAUAUUUGAUAAGUAGAUAAUUGUAUAUUGUUAAAUAAACGAACUUAUGAAUAUAUAUAUAGAAAGAAAACGUAGGUGUGUGUGUGUUAGUGUGUGUUGAAGUAUUAGAUGUAGAGAUUGUAUUGAGAAUUGUGUUAAAAGAAACGAUUAGUAUUGAUCAAUGCCGAUUUAAGAGUCUAUAUCUCUUUCUAGAAAUAUGACAGUCGCAAAUAAAAAAAAUAAUCAAAAAUUGUUAGCAUAAACAGCAAGGAUGGGAAAAAAAAUCAAAAAUCUUAUUUUCACGAAAUAUUUUGAGCAUUAAUAUUUUUUUUAAAAAGAUGAUUACAGAAAAUUAAAUUAUGAAACUAAUGCAUACGUCUUAUCUUUUGUGGUUUAAAAACCAAAAAUGUAUGUAUAGAAUUUUAAAUCGGCACGAUAUAGUUGGUGAGGUCCCGGGGUUUUGUCUGAUAUAGUUGAAGUUGUUUUGUUAACUCGUUUGUAACUCUCACUAUUGUUUGCAGACUGAAUUGUGUUAUUUUUGUAUGUUGUCAUAUUGAACUGGAAUUACAC